GACGUUUUGGCAGUCGUGCUUUACACGGUUGAUUGAUUAUGUAAACAAUUAAGAUGGCGUCUCACCAGUGGGUUCCUCCGCUACCGCCGGGUUAUGAAGCCCGAUGGGACCCGAAUCAGAGGGCUUAUUUUUUCAUUAACCACACCACGAAGGCAACAUCAUGGGUAGAUCCUCGUUUUCCGCAGCAAGCUCAGCCCCAGAAUCAGUCAUACCAAACAACUGCACAGGCCUUGAACCAAAGCGGACAAUUUGGCAGGAGUUAUGGGCAAGAAACAAAAAUGAACACAAUGUUCAAACAGUAUGGAGGCACCACAACUAUACAAAGUUCAGGCACAGAAUCUGACAGCGAUGACGAUACCAACUUUGACCGUCUUUUCGGCAGUACUGCUGAGGAAGGGAAAGUUGACCUUCUGAAGGUACAGGAGUUGCGCCAGUCGUUUCCUGAUGCCCCGGAGGAUUUAAUCUCCCAGCUUCUUAAAACGAACAACAAUGUUGUUGUGAAGGUUGGCAACAAGCUAUUUGAGAUGGGGUACAAACGUGCAGCCGGGGUGCACCAUCCCCCACCCAGGGGUAAUGACAUUCAAGAGAGGCUUGCCGCCAUGUUCCCUGACGCAGACCAUGAACUUAUGACUGAGCUGCUUGAGGCUUGUGGAGGAGACGAAAAGGAAGCCAGAGAGACACUAGAGCGUGUGGGGUACAAGCCUGUGUUUUCCGCCACCCAUCGAAACCCCUCUGCACAGGGGGCAAGGGCCAGGAGUCCCGCAAAAUCACCCACACCGAGGCAGACAACAACUCCUACUAAGAAAACCUCACCUUCGAAGACUCAUCAGCAAAGCCAGCAAAGGGCAAGAACUCCGGAUAAGCCCAAGCUGACAGAAGGACAGAAGACACAGUUGAUGUCAAAGUUGCAGAGGGAGUUCACAUCAACCGACAAGACGGUCAUUGAGAUGGCUUUUCAGGUGACUGAUUGGGAUGAAACCAAGGCCCGAAGUGUCCUUAAAGACAUGGCUAAUACCAACACGACCAGCAGGCCAAGUACCUCCCAAAGUCGCCCGAGCACCUCCAACUCCAGGACUAGAUCACCCUCCCCCACCCCUGCCGUCAGUCCAGCCUCCCUGGAGCCUGUGGCAAUGUUUGAUGAUGAACCAUCUAGGCCAAGCACCAGUACAUCAAGCCACAGGCCAGGCAGUACACCGGCAUACAAGAAAUCCUCUGAAUACUAUUCACGCCCAUCCACUGGAGCAUCCUCAUACAGCAAGAUUGGCUCGAACGUUUCGUCGUAUACAAGUCAAGUGAAAUCUUCAAAGACUGGGUCAAGUUCUUCAGGUGGUUCUUCAUCGAAGAGCAGGACGAAGCCUGCACCUUUGUCCACACAGCAGACGAAAAAUGUUACUGAGUUAAGUAAAUCAGUCCUGAAAUCUACAAUAGAAACUCUGAACACUAUUACAAAUAACGUAAACUGCUGUAAGCGACCAGUUUUGGAGACUGAUAUUGAUGCUGAGGACCAUGACCAAUCAGUGACAGGGGAUGAGUCACAUGAUCAGCAAUCAGCCAAUGACAACAGUCACCGCAGUAAGCGUCCUGUGACUGGGCAGCCUACUAGAAGACCUGAGCAGUAUGUUUCCCAGUACAGGACAGAGGCCAGAGGACCAGACCCCAGUUACCAUAUGGGACCCAACAAAGCCCUUCUGCUGACUGAGUACACAAGAGCCAGUGGCCCAAACAUGGCUCUGAGAGAAGGGCCUGACCCAAGUAGAGUUCAAGGGUCACAAGGGGCCAUGGGCCCAGACCGGGCUCUAUGUUGUGGUCCUCAACACCAACUAGCUAUGGGCCCUAACACAAAUGCAAGGCAGCCGGCAUAUGUGUAAGAAAGUGGGGAUGCCGGAAUGAUGAAUUGGUGGAGAAGUGAAAUGGGUUUGAUAAACAAUGGACUGAAAUAAAAAUAUAUAUUGAAACAACAAUUGAAUGGAAUGAAAUUUGUCAUGGCCAAGAGAGAUUUGCAAAGCAAUUAUUAUUUUUUGAAUUCUUGUUCUACAUACAUGAUUAAAUACAAACUUAAGUAGUUUUAGGUGAUUAGUAUGUGCUGUUGUUUCAAUGGUGUUUUAAAAAUCUAUGAAUAUUGUAAUAUACAAAAUCCAAAAGUUAAAUUUAGACAUUUGGAUGAACAAGCCUUGUGAUAAGAUCCAGCAUUUGAGGAAAGCCCUGAAAACAUCUUACCAGUGCAAGUUUUGCGGGCUUGUGCUAAUUUUGACCAAUAAAAGUUUUUACCUUAUAUCAAAUGAGUAUCCUGCAAACAUGAAGCGCAAUUACUUAAAAAAAGUGCAAAUCUGCGCUAUUGAAAUAUUUAUAUCAAGCAUUCUGUUCAAAUAUUAAUUUUCUAAUAAAAAAAAGCUAGAUACAUGUAUGUUAAAGCAUGCAUGUUUAGUUGUUUGUUUUAUAAUAUCGCAGUGUGAACAGGUUAUGAAACUCCACUCUUUUGUAAAAAAUACAUUGUUUGUUUAUAGUGUUUUUUACCUAUAGUAAGAUAUUUUAUCCAGUCUAAUGUAUAUGUACGGUGUCCUUUUUUAUCCUGUCAGUUAACAUAUAUAAUUUAUGUGCAUAUAUUUGUAUUGAUGUGCCCCGGUGUUGUGACACUGACUGUACAUUUAUAUUAAGAGAAAGUGUUAUUAUCAAAGUACUCACAAUUGUCAUGUCAAAUUUGUUGUUGUCCGUGAUGGGGUAACUUAAUUUUAAACCCAAUUAUAGACACGAGUUUACUUUGUAGAAUUACCCCACCCGGCAUUUCGUUUACUGUUUCCUGCUAAUCCAACGUAUAUUCCGAUUUAGAACAUGCAAGCAACUUAGCUAUAUUGUGUAACAGACUUAUAUGACUUCAUUUCAUAAGCUUCUUACUUUUAAAACAUGAGGAAUAUCACGUAAUUUUGUCUGUUUCAUAGCAACUUAUUGCAAUAUCAUAGUCAGUCAGCCAUCUUGUUUCAUUGAUUUUUGACAUUUACGUCACAUCCUUUUACCAAGGUUGCUAUAACCGCGAAGUUUAAACUCUAGAGGUUGAUAAUUUUACCUUGUAUUGUUAUUUUGCUUUGCUUUAGCGCUGAAAACUUAAGGCGAAAAUGUAUAUUCUAGCAUAACUAUCUUAAUCGCCAUAUUUUCAGCGGUUCUAUUUUUAGACCGAUCAAAGUUUUACUAGUCGAUUCAAUUUUAGGCGAUCGAUCGCAUUUUUCUAGAUCGAUCAGCUGUAGUCGAUGCGCUUUUUUGGUGUCGAUCUACGAGUCGAUGCAGUAGUCUGCAUCACGCAUAUAUAAGGAGCGUAGAUUUUUGCUCAGGAGUUCUCCAGUUUUCUUUCGUGGCGGAAGCCUGCGUUUAACAUCUCGGCAUUUUUUAAAGUAAUUAUAGCAUAAAAGAAUCAAGAAAUAUUAAAGAACAUUAGUUAAAUAAUAAGUGGAACCGUUUUACAACGUUUAAGUAAUUUAUAAGAUUUUGCUAAAGUUUUAUUAACAUUUUAUCAAUUUAAGGCGCUUGAUGGCUGACUGUUUUAGUAUUUGAUUGACAGGGAAAUAAAACUGUUUUAGUCAUAAACAAUAACAACAUUUUAGCCUUUCUCAAAACGACGGUUUUACCAUGCAUGUUUUCUUGUUGAUGUUAACAUAGUAAACUGAAUAAAUAUUUUAACGGUUA
Messenger RNA from Mya arenaria, 3675 nucleotides. Its product is annotated as mucin-5AC-like. The coding region runs from base 54 to 1868 and encodes 604 amino acids. Lineage: Eukaryota; Metazoa; Mollusca; Bivalvia; Myida; Myidae. Gene Ontology annotation, molecular function: ubiquitin binding. The record is from RefSeq and is a predicted model, not a curated record. The transcript has 12 exons.